AUGCCGGUAAGAAUUGAUUUGUCCUCCACAUCAUCCGUGAGGAUGAUAGCAGUCAACGAGGACAAUUUAGCCUGCGCAUACCUUGCCAACCUCUACAUUCCAAUUUUCACUCUGGAUACCGGAAGUCGAGUUCGUCGCUACGAAGUGUCCAACCAACUCGCUGGAAUCCACUUCAGUCACAAUAAGAAAAGUGUGAUCUACGCUGUCGACGACUCGUUCGGUUUGCAUCUCUUCGACGUCCGCUCCGAUUCGAAGAAGAAGUUCCGAUUGAAUCCAGAAUCCGAGAACCACAACGUCAAUUGUACAGCAAUGGCCAACGAGAUCAUCGCCGUCGCCAGCUCGGAGUUCGGAGGUGGAAUUCUUGAUGUUCGUGGUUCUCGUCGUCGCGAACACCAUGCUCAUGUCAUCUCGCUUUAUGACGUUCGCUACCCAACCGACCCGAUUACCAGUUACUAUAAGCGCCACAAAGCCGGAGUCGUCGACAUGCAGUUCUACCUCAACGGAACUCAUCUCAUCACUGGCGACACCGAUGGAUCGCUCAAAUCUUUCGACACUAAGCUCAGAGAUGAGGAUAACGCCAUCCGUUGGGAGAGAUGGGUGAAAGGACCAAUCACCAAAGUUGGUGUCAUCAACAAGCGUAUUGUCUAUGGAAUCAGUGACCGCUCCGAGGCCACUGUCUUUGUGGACGCCAAAGGAAGUCUGGAGGUGCUCUAUGGAAGCGUUAACACUGCUGCCAAUGAGCCAAUCCUCAAUACUUCAAAAGCUUUCUUCAAGAAGCCAGAAUGGUGUGCUGGUCUUAUUAAAGGAGUCACCGACGAGAUACCGCUGGUUGCUGUUCAUGGAGUUGAGAAAAAAAAAUUUAUCUCCCUCACAGCUAUGAACCAGGAAGGAGUUCGUCAAUCCACGCCAAUGCUCACAUACAAGGGACAUACUGGAGACGUCAAGUGUAUGACUGUCACACCGGAACUUCUUAUCACUGGAGGAGAAGACGGAAAGGUCGUUGUCCAGAUUUCCAACUUCAAAAAUCCAAAGUUCGGAGAGGACAACACCCACCAACACCAUCGUCUCACUUUGAAUCGGGGAGACCUUGCUGAGCUAGAGGACAACGGUGAAGGACGUGUUGAAGAAGUCUCUGAUGACAGUGACAGUGAUAGUGACUCCAAGGCUCCUGGAUCCUCUUCCAAGCCAAGCACCUCUAAGUCAAGCUCGAAACCAAGCUCGUCUUCUGCUGGAGCUAGCUCCUCAUCUGCUGGCCCAAGUACUUCUGGACCAUCGUCUUCAUCGAAGUCGAAGUCAUCGAAACCUGAUAAGGAAAAAGAGAAGGAAAAGGAGAAAGAAAAGAAGGAAAAGAAGGAAAGAAAGGAAAAAGAGAAGGAAGAAGAAAAGGAGAAGGAACGGAAGAAGAAGAAAGAAGAGAAGGAGCGUAAGAAGAAGCAAGAGGAAGAGGAGGCUGAAAAGGAGAAGAAGGCUAAAACGGAAGAAAAGGAAAAGAAGGAAGAAAGGGCUAGAAAGGAAGAGAAGGAGAAGCGUAAGAAGGAGGAGCAAGAAAAGAAAGAAAAGAAAGCCAAGGAUGAUCAACCUUCAACAUCUGCCGCAUCGGCACCAUCUUCAUCCUCUUCCAAACAGGAAACCAAGGAGGAGCGUAAAGCUCGCAAGGAACGUGAAGCCAAAGCUCGUGAACUUGCUGAAAAAAAGAAGAGUGAACCGAUGACUGAAGAGCAGAAGAAGUAUGCCGAGGAGCGAGAAGCCAGAAGAUUGGCAAAGUUGGCCGAAACUCCUGAACAACGUGCCGCGCGCAAGCAGAAAGCUCGUGAAGAGCGUGAACGUCUCGAAAAGUUGGAGAAAGAAGCCAAGAAGGCCAAGAAACGUGACGGAGAAGGAAGCUCAUCGAGCGACCCUAAACGGGCUAAACAUUAA
This is a messenger RNA of Caenorhabditis remanei, 1917 nucleotides long. RefSeq lists its product as uncharacterized. The transcript is spliced from 6 exons. The record is from RefSeq and is a predicted model, not a curated record. NCBI's taxonomy places the organism in Eukaryota, Metazoa, Nematoda, Chromadorea, Rhabditida, Rhabditidae. Gene Ontology annotation, molecular function: protein binding. The coding region runs from base 1 to 1917 and encodes 638 amino acids.